AUGUCCCUGAGCAGUGCUUUCAGGGCCGUGGGCAAUGACCCUGGGAUCAUCACCUGGAGAAUUGAGAAAAUGGAGCUGGUGCUGGUGCCUCAGAGUGCUCAUGGUAACUUCUACGAGGGGGACUGCUACGUCAUCCUUUCGACCCGGAGAGUGGGCAGCCUUCUCUCCCAGGACAUUCACUUUUGGAUCGGGAAGGACUCCUCCCAGGAUGAGCAAAGCUGUGCAGCCAUCUACACAACACAGCUGGACGACUACCUGGGAGGCGGCCCCGUGCAGCACCGCGAGGUCCAGUACCACGAGUCGGACACCUUCCGGGGCUACUUCAAGCAGGGUGUCAUUUACAAAAAGGGGGGCGUGGCCUCCGGGAUGAAGCACGUGGAGACCAACACAUACGACGUGAAGCGGCUUCUACACGUGAAAGGGAAGAGGAACGUCAGGGCCACGGAGGUGGAAAUGAGCUGGGACAGUUUUAACCGAGGCGACGUCUUCUUGCUGGACCUUGGAAUGGUCAUCAUCCAGUGGAACGGCCCGGAGAGCAACAGUGGGGAACGACUCAAGGCCAUGCUUCUGGCAAAGGACAUUCGGGACAGGGAGCGAGGGGGCCGUGCUGAAAUCGGAGUGGUUGAGGGAGACAAAGAGGCAGCCAGCCCGGAGCUGAUGACAGUCCUCCAGGACUCCCUUGGCCGGUGCUCCAUUAUCAAGCCUGCAGUUCCUGACGAGAUCGUGGAUCAGCAGCAGAAAUCAAAUAUCACGUUGUAUCAUGUCUCAGAUGCAGCUGGACAGCUGGCAAUCACAGAGGUGGCAACAAGGCCUCUGGUCCAGGACCUACUGAACCACGAUGACUGCUACAUCCUGGACCAAAGUGGAACCAAGAUCUACGUGUGGAAAGGCAAAGGAGCCACGAAGGUUGAGAAACAGGCAGCCAUGUCCAAAGCCCUGGAUUUCAUCAAGAUGAAGGGUUAUCCCAGCAGCACCAACGUGGAGACCGUCAAUGAUGGCGCUGAGUCAGCCAUGUUCAGACAGUUGUUCCAGAAAUGGUCCGUGAAGGACCAGACUACAGGCUUGGGCAAAAUAUUUAGCUUUGGCAAAAUUGCUAAAGUUUUCCAGGAGAAGUUCGACGUGAGUCUCCUGCACACCAAGCCAGAAGUGGCUGCCCAGGAGAGGAUGGUGGAUGAUGGCAAUGGCAAAGUCGAGGUCUGGAGAAUUGAAAACCUGGAGUUGGUCCCUGUGGAACAUAAGUGGUACGGCUUCUUCUACGGAGGAGACUGCUAUCUGGUGUUCUACACUUACGAAGUAAAUGGGAAGCCCCACUACAUCCUAUACAUCUGGCAGGGCCGCCACGCCUCACAGGAUGAGCUGGCAGCCUCGGCCUACCAGGCUGUGGAGGUGGAUCAGCAGUUUGGUGGAGCCCCAGUGCAGGUUCGGGUGAGCAUGGGGAAGGAGCCACGCCACUUCAUGGCCAUCUUUAAAGGAAAGCUGGUUAUCUACGAGGGCGGGACUUCUAGGAAGGGAAAUGCAGAGCCUGACCCUCCGGUGAGACUCUUCCAGAUCCAAGGAAAUGACAAAUCCAACACCAAAGCAGUGGAAGUCUCGGCCUUCGCUUCCUCGCUCAACUCUAACGACGUCUUCCUGCUGCGAACUCAGACGGAACACUACCUGUGGUAUGGCAAGGGGUCCAGCGGGGAUGAGCGGGCAAUGGCUAAGGAGCUGGUGGAACUUCUCUGUGAUGGCAACGCGGACACUGUGGCCGAGGGCCAGGAGCCACCUGAGUUCUGGGGCCUUCUGGGAGGAAAAGCACCCUAUGCUAAUGACAAAAGGCUACAGCAAGGAAUCCUGGACGUACAGGUCCGGCUCUUCGAAUGUUCCAAUAAGACUGGCCGGUUCCUUGUUACCGAGGUCACGGACUUCACCCAGGAUGACCUGAACACAGGUGAUGUGAUGCUCCUGGACACCUGGGACCAGGUGUUCCUGUGGAUAGGAGCUGAGGCCAAUGCCAUGGAGAAGGAAGGGGCCCUCUCGACUGCCCAGGAGUACCUGGUAACUCACCCCAGCGGCCGAGACCCCGACACGCCGAUCCUGAUCAUCAAGCAGGGCUUUGAGCCUCCUACCUUCACUGGCUGGUUCCUGGCAUGGGACCCUCACAUGUGGAGUGCGGGAAAAUCGUACGAGCAGUUAAAGAAAGAACUGGGAGAUGCCGCUGCUAUCGUGCGCAUCACCGCCGAUAUGAAGAACGCAACCCUCUCCCUGAAUUCUAAUGAGAGUGAGCCAAAGUAUCACCCUGUAGAAGUCCUACGGAAAAGUCAGAACCAGGGGCUGCCCGAGGAUGUGAACCCUGCCAAAAAGGAGAAUUACCUCUCGGAGCAAGACUUUGUGUCUGUGUUCGGCAUGACAAGAGGACAGUUCACUGCUCUGCCCGGCUGGAAACAGCUCCAGCUGAAGAAAGAAAGGGGGCUUUUCUAAAGCCAGGCGUCUGGUGUCUGUCCACAUCAGAGAGCAAGCACACAGUGCCAACGUCAGCCACGA
Arvicola amphibius (Eurasian water vole) is the source of this 2523-nucleotide messenger RNA. It is a transcript of the gene Avil, whose product is annotated as advillin. The coding region runs from base 1 to 2460 and encodes 819 amino acids. Gene Ontology annotation, biological process: actin filament severing; actin polymerization or depolymerization; cytoskeleton organization. The record is from RefSeq and is a predicted model, not a curated record. Lineage: Eukaryota; Metazoa; Chordata; Mammalia; Rodentia; Cricetidae. The transcript is spliced from 19 exons. Gene Ontology annotation, cellular component: actin cytoskeleton; cytoplasm. Gene Ontology annotation, molecular function: phosphatidylinositol-4,5-bisphosphate binding; actin filament binding.